UCUUUAUACGCGAGCUGAUGCAGCAUGCACUUGUUUUUUAUAUCAAUAUCUUCUAAAUCUUGCAAACCAAAUAUUUUCUACCAUAUAGCUGGUAAGUUUUUCCUCUAGCAUUCCAGGGUUUCCCUCCAGCAGCUGACAACCUCACUGGUAGUGAUAAACGGUCUCCCCGCGACCCCUGCCGUUAUACCUAAACUGAAUUUACCUACGAGGACGUGUUUGACUAGCGCACUCAUCUGAAACUUGGUCAUCUCUCAGAUAGAUAUUUUGCCGUCAUCGAAAGUCACAAAGUCACAUAAAAAUGCCAAUAUUUGACAGCCUCGAACGGCUGAAAAACUCCCGGAUGCGGAAAACACAGCUAACAAAUAGAGAGCUUCAAGAUGAGGUGGCAGCUAAUUGCCGUCUCAGCAGGCUGCCAGCCGAUAUAAAAAUCCACAUCCUCACAUUAUCAAAUAUUUCUAGUAUUAGGACUUUGCUGCAAUACCUCCCACUCGCGGCGUCAAGUUUUCACCGAUUGUUUGACGAGCGUAAACGAGCAAUUCUUGCGGCCAUAGUCAAGGAGACACUGUCAUUGGAAUGGAGCAUCAUAUCCGGCAAUGAAACAUAUGUCCCUUUGGCACCACUUAAACUCGAAUAUUUCAAUCAAAUCGCGUUAGUGGUCUGCGCGCUUUUCCACAAAAAGAGAUUUGAAGAAAUGAAGCGAGGAAUCGACGACAAUGGAUGGCUUCGAAAUCGAUCCGAGCGCCCUAAAACAAUGCAAGAUCUGAGGGUGAAGAUAUACAAAGCCGCUAAGAGUAACGCACUCGACCUGCUUAAAUUGCUCGAGGAAGUGCAAGGAGAGGUCAAGGCCAAAGAGGAGAUCAUGCUGCAGAAAUGGAAAGAGGCUUUCGGAAAUAAACGAAACGAAAGCUGGAUUGUUUCCUGGGUAAAAGGCAAUCUGUAUAGAGCUUUGCUUAUCGAGUGGAAGCUGCAACUCCCCGAAACCGCAAUGCCAACUGACGCUAUACGUGCCUCAGACACGAACGGCAGAAUCCAGCAAACACAUUCAGCGAGCCAAGCAGUACGUUCCCGGUUGACAGACGAAGAAUGGAUGAUUAUGAUGGAUCUAAUGGAAGCCAGAGCCUCGUGUGAGAGUCGAAAAAUCGAAAUCGUCAGGCUUGAGAAACUAUCCACGGCCGGGGAAGAAAUUUGGGGGAUUUUCCUGGAUCAGCUAAACGAAGCUCAAUCGAAGCUUAUAUGCGGUUUGGGAAAGGGCAUAUCAACUCUUCCUUCCUUUUCGGAUAUCUCAGGCGACGAACGCGCAUAUUUAGAGGAAAAAUUUCUGUUGACGCAAUGA
This is a messenger RNA of Histoplasma capsulatum G186AR, 1333 nucleotides long. RefSeq lists its product as uncharacterized. The record is from RefSeq and is a predicted model, not a curated record. The coding region runs from base 299 to 1333 and encodes 344 amino acids. NCBI's taxonomy places the organism in Eukaryota, Fungi, Ascomycota, Eurotiomycetes, Onygenales, Ajellomycetaceae. The transcript has a single exon.